UAAUGCUCUCCCCUCCACCCUCCUCCCCCUCGCCGGCGCCGUUGAGCCGGUCCCACCACUCUCCGACGUCGAUCUAGCCACUUUCCCCAACGCCCAACCCUUCCGAACCAUGUCGAUAUUGAACCCAUUUCAGCUUCUAGAGCUGAAUCUAAUUUCCGCUCAGGAUUUGGCACCGGUGUCUCGUUCGAUGCGAACCUACGCCAUCGCCUGGGUUCAUCCUGACCGGAAACUCUCUACCCGUGUCGACACUCACGGCCACAACAACCCAACGUGGAACGACAAGUUCGUGUUCCGCGUUGACGACGAGUUCUUACAUUCCGACACAUCGGCGGUGAUGAUUGAAAUCUACGCCUUGCAUUGGUUUAAAGACAUUCAUGUUGGGACUGUUCGGAUUCUUGUUGGGAAUCUCUUCCCUACUCCGCCGCGAUUAAACCAGUUUAGUCAGCAGCCGCAAGUCGGGAUGCGGUUUGUUGCUUUACAGGUCCGGCGGCAGUCCGGGAGGCCGNAUCCACAUCGGAGAUGA
This is a messenger RNA of Cucurbita pepo subsp. pepo (vegetable marrow), 523 nucleotides long. The record is from RefSeq and is a predicted model, not a curated record. NCBI's taxonomy places the organism in Eukaryota, Viridiplantae, Streptophyta, Magnoliopsida, Cucurbitales, Cucurbitaceae.